GUGAAAGAUGGCCACAUACCACCCCGCAAGCGUCACUACUGCUCUACUUGUCAUCAAUAAAUCUACCGACAUUAACAAGCACUAAGACCUUGAGAACGGGGCUCAGUGGGCUCUUUUGGGCUGUUCCUCCGAAAGGGAUAUCCACUACCUGUACAUUUUUCAUGCCAUUUACUGGCUGUGCUGGAUAGCGCAGGCAUAUCAUCACUUCUUGUCCUCGUUAUAUCCUGGAACUCCGAGGUGGAUGGAUCCGCUCGUUGUGCCGAAUUUCCUAAACCUAUAUCUAUCCCCGAAUCCUCUCUUCUGUCUUACCCCAGAUUGUUUUCCUGUCCCUCCCUUUUUUGACCACACUCUGCCCCAUAGCCCGGAUAGCUUGUUGACCUAACUGCGUGGGUUGCAGAUAUAUACACUAGGCUUGUAUCUAUUCUUUCAUUUUGCUCAUAACAUCUGUUUAUAUAGACAAUCAUGUCCAAAACAUUCUCCAAAGACGAUGUGGCGUCGCAUAACAAGCCAGACAACCUCUGGGUUAUCAUCGAUGAAGAUGUCUAUGACUUGACCAAGUUCCAGGACGAUCACCCUGGUGGAAAGAAGAUUCUCUCGCGAGUGGCGGGCAAGGAUGCUUCCAAACAAUUUUGGAAAUAUCACAACGAGGGGAUCCUGAAGAAGUACAAGGGCCAGCUGCAGAUUGGUUCUCUAGAUUCUAAGAAGGCUGCUCCUGCACCUACUCCUGCUAAGAAGGAGGCGCCCCGGCCUCAAGCUGCAGCUCCGGUUGAUGUUGCUGCUGCGAAGUCUGACGAGCCCCUGGAGCCUUACGGUGAAUUGGUUCCCUUCGCGGACCCUUCAUGGUACCAAGGUUAUCACUCGCCCUACUUUAACCAAACUCACGCAGCCCUACGCGCAGAAGUCAGACAAUGGGUGGAGACCGAGAUUGAGCCCUACGUUACCGAAUGGGAUGAGGCCAAGCAGGUGCCCGACAACAUUUACAAGCAGAUGGGCGAGAGAGGAUACCUUGCUGGUCUGUUGGGGACCAAGUACCCCGCCCAACACACUCGCAAUAGGGUCCAGUCGGUUGCGCCUGAGAAUUGGGAUCUCUUCCACGAGAUGCUGCUCACCGACGAAUUGUCCCGCGCUGGCAGUGGUGGUCUGGUUUGGAACUUGAUUGGUGGCUUCGGUAUCGGUUGCCCGCCUCUGGUCAAGUUCGGCAAGAAGCCUCUGGUUGACAGAAUCCUGCCCGGUAUUCUGGCCGGCGACAAGCGCAUCUGUCUCGCCAUCACCGAGCCGGAUGCGGGCAGUGAUGUUGCCAACUUGACAUGCGAAGCCAAGCUGUCUCCUGAUGGCAAGCACUAUAUUGUCAAUGGUGAGAAGAAGUGGAUUACCAAUGGUAUUUGGUCUGAUUACUUCACCACUGCUGUUCGUACCGGCGGGCCCGGCAUGAACGGCAUCAGUGUCCUCUUGAUUGAGAGAGAGGCGGGUGGAGUCAGUACCAGACGCAUGGAUUGCCAGGGUGUGUGGAGCAGUGGCACUACCUAUGUUACCUUCGAGGACGUCAAGGUGCCUGUGGAGAACCUGAUCGGCAAAGAGAACCAGGGCUUCAAGGUUAUCAUGACCAACUUCAACCACGAGAGAAUUGGUAUCGUCAUUCAGUGUGUCCGGUUCGCUCGUGUAUGCUACGAAGAAGCCAUGAAGUACGCCCACAAGCGUAGAACCUUCGGCAAGAAGCUCAUUGACCACCCUGUCAUUCGGAUGAAGCUGGCGCACAUGGCUCGCCAGAUCGAAGCAACAUACAACUGGCUAGAGAACAUCAUUUAUCAGUGCCAGUCGAUGGAGGAGACCGAAGCGAUGCUCAAGCUGGGUGGUGCCAUUGCCGGUCUCAAGGCUCAGGCAACUACCACUUUCGAAUUCUGCGCCCGUGAGGCGAGUCAGAUCUUCGGAGGCCUCAGCUACAGCCGCGGAGGCCAGGGUGGCAAGGUUGAGCGCUUGUAUCGUGAUGUUCGUGCCUAUGCUAUCCCCGGUGGCAGCGAGGAAAUCAUGUUGGACCUCAGCGUUCGCCAGAGCUUGCGGGUGCACCAGAUGUUUGGCAUGAAGCUGUAGUUCUUGGAUAUGAGAUUGCAAAAACACAUAGAUAUCCACUUUUUGUUCUAGCUCCGUUUGUUUCCAGUAGCGGAUUGCCUCUGAUUCGCAUUCCAUUUGGUGUGUCUGUACAUAUGGGAAUAUCAAUUGAUUCUACCUUUCCAGACCAUGUCUGAGGAAGUACUCAUGAACU
Molecule: messenger RNA, 2260 nt
Organism: Aspergillus novofumigatus IBT 16806
Lineage: Eukaryota; Fungi; Ascomycota; Eurotiomycetes; Eurotiales; Aspergillaceae
Product: putative acyl-CoA dehydrogenase
Exons: 4
Coding region: 463-2088 (541 amino acids)
Molecular function (GO): flavin adenine dinucleotide binding; oxidoreductase activity, acting on the CH-CH group of donors
Source: RefSeq, a predicted model, not a curated record